CCACUCCCCAGAACUCCCAAUCAUGCUGCUGGGGAAGCGCCCGCGCCCUCCGAUCAGGCGGACCACGAGCACGACCGGACUCACCGUCGAUCUGUCCGACGUCGAGGCCACCAAUCAGCCGUCCGAUGUCCACCCCAUGCAAGCAACCCCGCUCGCUCCUGGAGAUGGACAGCCACCUGUAAAUCUCAACUCUGGUUACGAUCAGCAGUUCCACGCCAUGGUCUCGCCCAGAGAGUAUAGAGGCGGUUCCUCUGAUUUUACGGAGACCCCUCAUUUUCUAAGGUCCUGUGGCCUCUGUAAACGACGGUUGGCCCCUUCCCGAGACAUUUACAUGUAUAGAUCAAUAAUUGAAUAUAUUCUCAAGAAUUUCGAAAGAUUUAAGGAAGUUGAGGUGUCAGACAUCUUUUUCUUGUUAUUGAUGAUGAAUUGGUGACGUUAUUUUAACGCUGGAUUUGUUUUUAUUUUAGAGGGGAUACGGCGUUUUGUAGUUUAGAGUGCAGGGAGAAACAGAUGAAGCAGGACGAAAGUAAAGAGAAGACGAGGGUUGUAGCUUCUAACUCCGGCUCCGAAGCUUCUUCGACUAAAAGCCAGACGGUGGCUGCUGGUUGAGGAUAUAUAUGAGAAGAAAUUUAAUUAGGAAAAUUAACUUUAUCAUGAAUAGGCUGCCUAGAGAGAGGGAUAAAUAUGAAAAAGAAAAAAAGAAACUUGUGCGAAUUGUAUAUUUAUAUAUGUCAUCAUCGUAUCUCUCAUGCAAUUUUAAUGCCCACUAAUGUUUAACAUCAUAGGCUGCUUGGUGAUGGCGGCCAAAAAAACCAAUGUUGUGUUAAUGGAAUAUGUUGUAAGAAAAUUGUAAACGACUA
Rubroshorea leprosula is the source of this 860-nucleotide messenger RNA. The record is from the annotation of a GenBank genome assembly. Lineage: Eukaryota; Viridiplantae; Streptophyta; Magnoliopsida; Malvales; Dipterocarpaceae.